CCGUUCGAGCAGAAGCCUAUGGGUCGAUCCUGGCGAGUACGAUUACAUACCUGCCAUCGAAGUGCCUUACUGAUAGCGCUCUCGCAAGCCAUGCCAACCAUCGAAACCAGUUCCCAGGCCGUGUCGUAGGAGAUCUUCUCGAGUCCAUACGCGGUGUGCCCACAGUUCACAGAGUCAGUUGUGCUGCAGCACUUGAACCGUUAACAUGUUUCGAAUUUUGAAGUACAGUGAUACCGCAUCUCUUCGGGUAUUUUCCCGAUCCAAACAUACGGGCACAGUGAUAGCGAUUCGUCGCGAAGAUCAAUCAGUAUGGGAACGACGAGCCUCCUUCAGUCCGGCAGGCGUAAAGAAGCUUAUCAAACAGGGCGUAAAGGUGAUAGUUCAGCCGUCCAACCGUCGGGCCUAUCCGAUGCAGGCUUAUCUCAAUGCUGGCGCCACUGUCCAGGAAGAUAUCAGCGAGGCGUCCGUUAUCUUCGGCGUUAAGCAGGUUCCCGUGGACGCACUUAUCCCGCAGAAGACCUACUGCUUCUUCUCGCAUACCAUCAAGGCACAGGAGUCCAAUAUGCCGCUCCUGGAUGCCUGUUUGGAGAAGAACAUCCGCCUCGUCGACUACGAGAAGCUGAUGGACCGAAACGGGCAGCGAUUGGUUGCCUUCGGAAAAUACGCCGGAGUUGCCGGAAUGGUGAACAUUCUGCAUGGACUUGGCCUGCGCUUGUUGGCGCUGGGUCAUCACACUCCUUUCAUGCACGUUGGACCAGCGCACAACUACCGCAAUUCUUCUAUGGCUCGUCAAGCUGUUCGUGAUUGUGGUUACGAGAUCGCGCUUGGCAUGAUGCCCAAAUCAAUCGGACCGUUGACCUUCAUCUUCACUGGAUCUGGCAACGUUUCGCAAGGAGCACAGGAAGUUUUCCAAGAACUGCCCAUCGAAUACGUUCCACCGGAAAGCUUACGCAAGGUCGCAGAGCAUGGCAGCCAGAACAAGCUGUACGCUUGCGAAAUCAGCCGAUCCGAUCAUCUGGAACGACGAGACGGCGGAGGGUUCGACCCCGUUGAGUACGAUCAGUACCCAGAGCGAUACAUUUCAACCUUCAGUACAAACAUUGCACCCUACGCUUCGGUGAUCGUGAACGGCAUCUACUGGGCAGUUGGUGCUCCAAAGCUCAUCACCAUUCCAGAUGCCAAGAACCUGCUCAGACCUGCAAAUACUCCAUGGCUACCGACAAGUCGGGGAGCUCCGGCACUGCCACACCGCAUGCUGGCCAUCUGUGAUAUCUCCGCUGAUCCGGGCGGUUCCAUAGAGUUCAUGAACGAGUGCACUACCAUCGAUAAUCCAUUCUGUUUGUACGACGCCGAUCGCAAUAAGGAUCAGAAGAGCUUCAAGGGACCCGGCGUCCUAGUCUGCUCGAUUGACAACAUGCCCACUCAGCUCCCAAGAGAAGCCACCGACUUCUUCGGAGACCUACUUUACCCGUACGCUUUGGAUAUAUUGCAGAGUGACGCAUCGAAGCCCCUAUCAGAGCACAACUUCUGCCAACCCGUUGAAGGAGCCAUCAUCUGCAGCAAUGGAAAGCUCACUCCCGGCUAUGAAUACAUCAACGAACUGCGCGAGGCAAACUACCGAUCGCGCCAUAAGACGGAAGGAUCGUCCCUCGGUAAAAAGCGAGUCUUGGUCUUGGGAGCUGGCUUUGUGUCGGCCCCUUUGGUGGAAUACCUUCAUCGUGAGUCUAACGUCAGUAUCAAAGUAGGAUCCCAGAUCAAGGAAGAAGCCGAUCGACUAGCCCAUCGCUACCAGGGAAUCGAGUCAGUCUACAUUAACGUUGAAGAUGAAAGUACCAAUCUUCAGAACUUGUGCGAGGAAAGUGAUGUCGUGGUGUCACUUUUGCCUUACUCGUUACAUGGACUGAUUGCGAAGCAUUGCGUUGCUGGUAGAACUCAUUUGGUAACCGCCAGUUAUUUGAAUGACGAAAUCAAGGCAUUGGAUGAAAGUGCCAAGGAAGCUGGAGUGACUCUGAUGAACGAAGUUGGUUUGGAUCCUGGUAUCGAUCACUUGUUAGCCCUGGAAUGCAUACAGGAAGUACAAGAAAAGGGAGGUCUAGUUGAAUCCUUCGUGAGCUUCUGCGGAGGAUUACCCGCACCAGAGCAUUCGGAUAACCCUCUCCGAUACAAAUUCUCGUGGUCACCUCGAGGUGUUCUGCUGAACACGCUUUCUGCCGCCAAGUACCUCAGCAAAGGACAAGUUGUUGAAAUUUCCGGAGGUGGUGACCUGAUGACGGCACCUCGUGACUUGAACUUCCUUCCUGGCUUCGCGCUGGAAGGCUUCCCCAAUCGUGACUCCACCAAGUACCAAGACUUGUACGGUCUCGCCGGAGUCCAUACUCUCAUUCGAGGAACUAUCCGCUACAAGGGCUUCUCGGACAGUAUCAAACCAAUGCAGCUGCUAGGACUGAUUGAUCCCAACCCCCAUCCAAUGCUGCAUCCCCAUGGACCAGAAAUCACCUGGAGACAACUUAUCAUCAACUUCCUCGGACUGCAGGAUGCCGACAUGUUCUACGAAAACUUGAAGCACAGAUUGGCCGAACGGGUGGGCAAUACAGAUGGCAUUGAACAGCUAGGAUUACUGGAGGACAUCAAGGUCGUCAAAAUGGGAACUCCUUUGGAUACGCUGAGUCAUUAUCUGUCCGGAAAGCUUGCUUUUGGUCCAACGGAACGCGAUUUGGUGGUCCUAAGGCAUGACGUGGGCAUUCGCUGGAACGACGGUCGACGGGAGCACCGAGGAAUCAAUUUUGUAGCAUACGGUCAACCUUCCAUCAACGGAGGACACUCGGCAAUGGCAGUAACGGUCGGAUUCCCGGCUGCGAUUGCGGCGAAGAUGAUUUUGGAUGGUGAAAUUCAACAGCGCGGCGUUGUACUGCCCUUCACAUCGGAUAUCUACCGAACGAUGCUGGCACGGUUGGAAAAUGAAGGACUGGUUGCACAUACGACGUCCAAAUUUCUUUGAAUUGGAUGAAUGAAUAUGGAAUAUCUCAGUAUCGGUAACCCGUUUGGGUCAUUGUUGUUCCCGGAAUGAUGAUGAGUGGAAAGAAGUAUGCAUGCAAAUGUAUGUAAUUGUAAAUAAGUAAGUUGAAUCUUUGAGAUGAAUAAAGAGUUAUAAGAUGGAA
Molecule: messenger RNA, 3158 nt
Organism: Aedes aegypti (yellow fever mosquito)
Lineage: Eukaryota; Metazoa; Arthropoda; Insecta; Diptera; Culicidae
Gene: LKRSDH
Product: alpha-aminoadipic semialdehyde synthase, mitochondrial
Exons: 6
Coding region: 206-2998 (930 amino acids)
Cellular component (GO): cytoplasm
Molecular function (GO): saccharopine dehydrogenase activity
Source: RefSeq, a predicted model, not a curated record